This is a messenger RNA of Asparagus officinalis (garden asparagus), 1788 nucleotides long. RefSeq names its product eukaryotic translation initiation factor 3 subunit L. The coding region runs from base 435 to 1568 and encodes 377 amino acids. The transcript is spliced from 7 exons. Gene Ontology annotation, molecular function: translation initiation factor activity. NCBI's taxonomy places the organism in Eukaryota, Viridiplantae, Streptophyta, Magnoliopsida, Asparagales, Asparagaceae. The record is from RefSeq and is a predicted model, not a curated record. Gene Ontology annotation, biological process: translational initiation. Gene Ontology annotation, cellular component: eukaryotic translation initiation factor 3 complex; cytoplasm.
GGGAAAGGAAAGACCCCUCGGCUUCCGCCUCCGCCCUAAUCGCCUCCUCGCGACUGUCCGACGGCCCACAACGAGUACGAGUCUUCUCCCGGCGGCGGCGGACCUCCCGUACGACCCGACUUCGUCCCCGACUCGGUGAAGACGUUCGUUGGUGCACCUGUACCGCCACAUCCGCGACAAGAACGUGUACGAGAUCCACCAGAUGUACGAGUCGUCGUUCCAGAAGCUCAGCGACCGGAUGUUCAGGGAGUCGCCGUGGCGGGCGUCGACGCGCGUGGGCCCCCUACGUGGACAACGACACGUGUUCUGCCUCCUGUACCGCGAGAUGUGGUUCCGCACGUGUACGGAGGCUGAGCCCGACGCCGAGCAGAGCGGUGGAGAGCUGGGACAACUACUGCAGCCUGUUCGGCGUCGUCCUCCACGGCGUCGUCAACAUGCAGCUGCCCAACCAGUGGAUCUGGGACAUGGUGGACGAGUUCGUGUACCAGUUCCAGAGCUACUGCCAGUACAGGGCUAAGCUCAAGAUGAAGACGGAGGAGGAGCUGCAGCUGCUCAAGCAGUUCGACCAGGCUUGGAACGUGUACGGCGUCCUCAAUUACCUGCAGGCCCUCGUGGAGAAGUCGCAGAUCGUCCAGAUCCUGGAGAGGGAGAAGGAGGGGGACGAGGGCGGGAGCAACGUCCUGAAGAUGCUGGGCUAUUACGGCAUGAUCGGGCUGCUGAGGGUCCACUGCCUCCUGGGGGACUACCGUACCGGUUUGAAGUGCCUGGAGCCCAUCGACAUCGCCCAGCAGGGCGUCUACACCAUAGUGAUCGGGAGCCACAUAUCUACCAUCUAUCACUACGGGUUCGCCAACCUAAUGCUGCGCCGGUAUGUCGAGGCGACACGCGAAUUCAAUAAGAUCCUGCUUUACAUUUUGAAGUACAAGCAGUAUCAUCAGAGGUCCCCGCAGUAUGAUCAAAUACUGAAGAAAAAUGAGCAGAUGUACGCCUUGCUGGCGAUAUGCCUUUCGUUAUGCCCCCAGUCAAAACUUGUCGAGGAGAAUGUGAACACCCAGCUGAAGGAGAAAUACAACGACAAAAUGCUGAAGAUGCAGAGAUACGACGACGAAGCGUAUGCUGUCUAUGAUGAGCUUUUUACGUAUGCCUGUCCCAAAUUCAUCACCCCUUCAGUUCCUUCUUUAGAAGAACCCCUUGCAAACUACAAUCAGGAUGCCUAUAGGCUACAGCUGAAAUUGUUCCUUUAUGAAGUUAAGCAACAACAGCUACUAGCAAGUGCACGCAGUUUCCUGAAGUUGUAUUCUACCAUAUCUGUUGGAAAGCUUGCAACCUACAUGGAAGUGGAUGAACCCACUUUGAGAGCAAUUUUGAUGACGUACAAGCAUAAAAUGCAUUCAGUGGAUAAUGAUGGAAAGAUCAUCUCUAAUGCAGAUGUCGAUUUUUACAUCAAUGAGGACAUUAUACAUGUUGUUGAGUCCAAGUCUGCAAAACGCUAUGGUGAUUAUUUCUUGAGACAGAUCUUGAAGUUUGAGGAGAUAAUUGGCGAAUUGGACCGAGUGAAACUGGACUGAGUACUUUUCUGGAGAUAACAUCACCUUCUUUUAUAUGUUAGCUCUCGCCUUUUUCUAUUGUUUUGUCUUUUAACUUGAGGCUCAUCUGGACUUUUGACUUACUAGAAAUGUUUUCAGUUAUCAUGUGUGCUUCAACAUCGAAGGCUUAUUGUUUAUUUUUUGUUGUAUGAACAUGGGUGAGUAUCUAUAUUUAUGAAUAGCUAUUGUACCCUUCGUUGUC